CCGGCUCCAGAUUCUAAAUAGGAGGGCGUCGAGUCGGUGGUCGAAGCUAGCCUCUUCGUCCCCCACCACCCCUUCCCUUUCCAGGGCAACAUGCCUGCAGACAACGGCACCCCUUGGGGAUCCGCAGCGGGGGAGGUCUGGGCGGGUUCAGGAGUAGAGGUGGAGAGCCCAGAGCUGCCCACCUUUUCAACUGCAGCCAAGGUCCGAGUAGGAGUGACCAUUGUACUGUUUGUUUCUUCAGCUGGAGGGAACCUGGCUCUGCUGUGGUCAGUAACGAGGCCACAACCCAGCCAGUUCCGCCCCUCUCCAGUGCGGCGACUCUUUGCCCAUUUAGCAGCUGCCGAUUUACUGGUCACUUUUGUGGUUAUGCCCCUAGAUGCCACCUGGAAUGUCACUGUCCAGUGGCUGGCCGGGGACAUCGCAUGUCGGACGCUCAUGUUCUUGAAACUAGUGGCCAUGUAUGCUGCAGCUUUCCUGCCUGUGGUCAUUGGCCUCGACCGCCAGGCGGCAGUACUGCGCCCGCUUGGACCCCGCUCGACUGGAAGGAAACUUCUGGGAGCAGCCUGGGGACUUAGUUUCCUGCUUGCCUUGCCCCAGCUGUUCCUGUUUCACACUGCCCACCGGGCUGGGCCAGUCCCCUUCACUCAGUGUGUCACCAAAGGCAGCUUCAAGGCUCACUGGCAAGAGACCACGUAUAACCUUUUCACCUUCUGCUGCCUCUUUCUGCUCCCACUGACUGCCAUGACCAUCUGCUAUAGCCGCAUUGUCCUCAGUGUAUCCAGUCCAGGGACAAGGAAGGGGAACCAUGCCCAUGCCGGUGAAUUUGCCCUACGUCGCUCCUUAGACAACCGGCCUCGUGUUCGUCUGCGGGCCCUGCGACUGGCCUUGCUUGUUCUGCUGACCUUCGUCCUCUGCUGGACACCUUAUUAUCUGCUGGGCCUGUGGUACUGGUUCUCUCCCAACAUGCUAACCAAAGUUCCUCCCAGCCUCAGCCACAUCCUUUUCCUCUUUGGCCUUCUGAAUGCUCCUCUGGAUCCUCUCCUCUAUGGAGUCUUCACACUUGGCUGCCAAAGAGGGCACCAUGAACUGAGCAUAGACUCCUCCAGGGAAGGAGGAUCUGGAAGAAUGACCCAACAGGAGAUUCACGACCUUAGACAGCUGGAAAUACAAGAAAAGGUGGCAGCAGGAGAAACAAUAGAGACAUCCCUGUAACAUCCAUUUGCUCAGGACAGAGUAUAUAAAGAACAGAGCAAUUCUUUAAAACCAUGAAACUACCUUACUUCUACCCCUGCCUGCUCCUGGGAGUAUCU
This is a messenger RNA of Condylura cristata (star-nosed mole), 1310 nucleotides long. RefSeq names its product gonadotropin-releasing hormone II receptor. Gene Ontology annotation, molecular function: gonadotropin-releasing hormone receptor activity; peptide binding. The coding region runs from base 91 to 1212 and encodes 373 amino acids. Gene Ontology annotation, cellular component: membrane. The record is from RefSeq and is a predicted model, not a curated record. The transcript has 3 exons. Gene Ontology annotation, biological process: G protein-coupled receptor signaling pathway. Lineage: Eukaryota; Metazoa; Chordata; Mammalia; Eulipotyphla; Talpidae.